AUGGCGGAGGGGAGCAAGGCCAGGGCUCUCAUCGUCUCGGUGCAGAAGUUUACCCGUGACCUCCCCAGCAGGGUGGGGGCAGCGAGAGACACGAAAAGACUCCAUCGAGUGCUGUGCAAUCUAGGCUUUGACGUGGAGUUCACCACCGACGACAGCGCAGAGGACAUCUUGCACAAGUACCGGCAAGGGAGAAAAAUGUUAUCGACGGACCGAGGAAGCAGAUGCGGAGCGCCAGUGGAGAUUGCAGAGAUGGGUCGGGGAUGGGGUGAAGUUCAAAGAUGGAUCCUGAUCUCCGGCACGGUUUAUGUGGAGUUUGCUCGCUCUCCCUGCGACCUCCGGUCUAGAACAUCGAACGUGGUCGGCGGCGGGGGGGAGUCCUCUCCCUCCUCUGGUUCGGGUGCCCAGGAUCGGAGUGCGUGCGGGAACCACGGCCAGGCUGGGAAGCUCGGUCACGGGCACGGUGUGGAGCUCGACGCCACCUUCAGCCGCAGAUACAGAAAGGCGAUCCGGGCCCGCCGACCUUUCGUGUCCGUGGCGACUCUCCAACACGCAGUCGUGCUGACUCCGUUUGCCAGCACCGAGAGCCGAGCCCCACUGACGAUUCAGGCGACGCCCGUGAGUGACUUCACCUGGAUCGUGUCAAGUGCUGGGGGCUCCGGGAGACUGGCCUCGUACAGACCUCAAUCUCAGCGGGCCCACGGAUCCUGUUUCGUCUCCAUUCUCUCGAGCCACGGGGCUGAUGGGCUGAUUUACGGAGCGGAUGGUAAACCGGUUCACCUCCGGGACAUUUACUCCAUGUUUACAGAGAAGGCCUGCCCGGCACUGGCGGGGAAGCCGAAGAUCUUCUUCGUUCAGGCCUGUCGAGGAAUGCAACUGGACGACGGGGUUUACGUGGGGGAGGAUGAAACCGACAGCUGCAGUGCUGAGCCCAAUUCCUUCUCUCAUUACCUCGCCAUUCCGGAUGACACGGCCGUCCACUUCUCCAGCAGCCCAGAUUACGGCUCCUUCCUGCGUGCGACCGGCUCUGUAUUCUUGCAGACGCUGUGCGAUCUGCUGCAAGGCUGUCAGAGACACUGGGAGCUCCUGAAAAUCAUGACCCGCGUGAACUGCAUUGUUGCCCUGUGGUUUGAGUCCAGGGGUAAAUACGGGGGCAAGAAGCAGAUGCCUUGUUUCGUCAGCAAGUUGCGACACGAGGUCUACCCCUUCUCCGACAGACCCUCAGCAGAUCCCUCCGAGGAUGCCAGCCUCAACCACAGCGAGUCAUAGAGCACUACCAUGGAGAAACAAGUGCUUCGGCCCAUCUAGUCCAUGCUGAACCUAGCCCCGCUUGAACCAUAUCCCUCCCACCCAUCUACCCAAACUUCGCUUAAGUGUUGCAAUUGAACCGCAAUCCACCCUUGGGAAAACAAAAUGCCUGAAGAAUUUCCAAAAGAGGGCACCCCUCUUGACACAUUCACCCUCAUGCGAGUCACAAAUCUCCCUAUCGCGCCAAAGGUGAUCCAAAGGGAAACCGGAAGAGACCCCACCCACACUGCGUCAGGUCUGUCUUGCAACCCAGAAUGUGCAGCAGAAAUUCCAUUUCCACAUUUUUAAAAGUGCCUGGAUGGACUUGCCUUGUUUGGGGAUAGAGGGCAUUUGUGCCAUCCACGGUGGGAGCUGAGGUGUUGGGGAAGCUACAUGCCAGCCUUCCAGGCGCGGUCAAAAGCAAAGGGUUGGCUCGAAGCUUUGUCUGGUGGCCUGGGACAGAUCAGCAAAUGGAGCAGGAUGCCAGCACCUCUCCAUCCCUGGGAAUGGCCUGCACUGCCCUGGCAGAGGAUUCACGUGGAUUUUGCCAGACCGUUCAUGGGCACAAAUUUCUUGAUCAUGAAUGCAGCUGUAAAUUGGCCUGAAAUGUUCCCAGCAGCCUCCACGACAGUCUCGCACACUGAGAACCCUCUUCCUAAGGACAUUUAGUCAGUGCCAAUGGACCACAGCUUGUUGCAAAGCAGUUUCAAUCAUUCCUGAAAAUGAAAUUACACCCACGCCAUACCACCCAGCCCCCAGUGGCUUGGCCAAAAUGUUUGUCUGGGUCUAAAGAAUGCUCUGUCAGCAAAACAUUACAUUGAAUCAGAAACUCGCCAGUCUCCUCCUUGCGUUUUGAAAUGCCGCGCACUCCACUACCGACAGCUCACCAGCUGUCCUGUUCCUGGGUCGUCCCUCGUGAAUGUCUAUAUAUUAAUUGUAUUUUAAAAUCAUAAUUGUAGAAUACAGGCGUCCCCCUCUUUACAAAGGUCGAGCGUUCUUAUGAAACAUUUCUUAAACUGAAAUGGCGUAAAGCGAAGAACCAUUAAUUUAUAUGGGACA
Hypanus sabinus (Atlantic stingray) is the source of this 2343-nucleotide messenger RNA. RefSeq lists its product as uncharacterized. The record is from RefSeq and is a predicted model, not a curated record. The transcript is spliced from 5 exons. Gene Ontology annotation, molecular function: cysteine-type endopeptidase activity. NCBI's taxonomy places the organism in Eukaryota, Metazoa, Chordata, Chondrichthyes, Myliobatiformes, Dasyatidae. Bases 1 to 1266 code for a protein of 421 amino acids. Gene Ontology annotation, biological process: proteolysis.